UUUUGUAGGCAAUAUUUCACUAACCAUACCCAGGACCGAUUUAGGUUGUUGACAUAUAGUGAAAACAUAUAUUCUUCAUUUUGUUCAUUUGUUUUCACACAAUAAUUCAACGAUUGGGGCUUUUAUACGUAAAAUAUGAACUAGCUGAAUUGGGCCAAAGACCCAAUACAUAAUUGGGCCAAAGAUUCUUAAUCGCUUUGAAAUAAGUAAAAUCGCAACAAAAAAAAACCCGACGAAUUGCGUUGAGAAUGAAAAAUUUGACGAAACUGAGUUAUCCCGCCCCCGUAAAAAUUCAAAAUAUUUCACACAGAUUUGAAUUUCUCUCGCACGUGCGAGCUCGAAAAUUUUCAUUUUCAAUUAUAAAACCCGCCCAAGAUGAUGGCCUUAAAAAAAAAAUCGCCAGAUCGUCUCUCCCCUCUCACUGAAAAAAAAAAAAAAAGCUUUUCUCCUUUAUUCCUUCUGUCCCCUCGCUUUACCGUUCCGCAAGUCGUUUUAGAGCUGUCACGAAGGAGAAUCUAUCGAAGAAGAUUCAAUAGGGAUUAAUCAUAAUGCCAGAAGCGAGAGACCGACGCGAGAGGUCUGUGGAUUACCCCGCCGCGUUUCUCAACCGGCGAUCCCACGGGAUCUUGCUCGACGAGUCACCACUUCGGUCUCCUGUUCAGAGACUGCCUUCUUCAGAAUCGUUAGUGUUUGGGAGAGGUGGAUUUGCGAGGGGCAAUUUGGGAAUUCGACGGACAGGUGGCGGUGGAGGUAGAAGGCGUGGCAGGGCACGUGCCUCAGCUUCUGUGUUGCCUUCUUGGUAUCCAAGAACGCCUCUCCGUGACGUGUCUUCUGUCGUUAGGGCGAUUGAGAGGAGGAGAGCUCGUGUGGGAGACGUUGAGACCCCAACUCCACAGCAGCUUGAGGUGGUUCUUGAUGAUUCUUUAGCACCAGUGUCUGGCGAGCGGAACUACUCCAUGGUGACUCCUGGUCCGUCUGUUGGGUUCAAGCGUCCCUGGCCGCCUUCGACUGCUAAAGUCCAUCAGAUUCUGCUCGACAUCACAAGGCAGAGUUCAGCGGAAGAGGAAGAGGAAGCGCUCACUCCGCAGAAGAAGCUCCUCAACUCUAUUGAUAAAGUGGAGAAGGUUGUGAUGGAAGAGAUUCAGAAGAUGAAGAGCACUCCUAGUGCUAAGAGAGCUGAAAGGGAGAAAAGGGUCCGGACUUUAAUGUCCAUGCGAUGAUGGGACAUCAUCUUCUGAUGAUAGCAAAGAGGGAGAAGUGGAUCAUCUACUGGUGAUAUAUGUUCAUGAGCUUUUUUAGAUCUGUUAUUAUCAUCUCUCUGAUGAUAUUACUAGGAAGAAGUCAAUCAUCUCUCUGAUGAUGUUAUAGUAGGAAGAUUCUAUCAUUUUACUGAUGAUAAAACAUAGCAAGAGAUUCGUCUUCUUUAGGUAGUUUUGGUUUUUAGGAUAGUUCACUGAUCUUAUGUUGUUGAGAACCUUUUCUUUAGGCUGCUUUGUAUUUUCCACAUAUGAUGGAUGAUGUCUUCUUGGUUUAAACAGAUUGUACAAAACUAUCAAACUUCGGUUUUUUGUCGGACAUCCUUUCUCCU
Messenger RNA from Brassica rapa (field mustard), 1588 nucleotides. RefSeq names its product protein POLYCHOME. NCBI's taxonomy places the organism in Eukaryota, Viridiplantae, Streptophyta, Magnoliopsida, Brassicales, Brassicaceae. Gene Ontology annotation, cellular component: nucleus. Gene Ontology annotation, biological process: negative regulation of ubiquitin protein ligase activity; regulation of nuclear division. The record is from RefSeq and is a predicted model, not a curated record.